Messenger RNA from Mirounga angustirostris (Northern elephant seal), 1182 nucleotides. RefSeq names its product RAB4B, member RAS oncogene family (gene RAB4B). The record is from RefSeq and is a predicted model, not a curated record. Gene Ontology annotation, cellular component: recycling endosome; insulin-responsive compartment; plasma membrane. Gene Ontology annotation, molecular function: GTPase activity; GTP binding. The transcript has 8 exons. Gene Ontology annotation, biological process: Rab protein signal transduction; regulation of endocytosis; vesicle-mediated transport. The coding region runs from base 150 to 791 and encodes 213 amino acids. Lineage: Eukaryota; Metazoa; Chordata; Mammalia; Carnivora; Phocidae.
GCGCCGUAGGGGGGUGGAGGCGGAAGUGGCGGCGCCGGCCCCGGGAGUAGGAAGGAGCCGGGGCUGCAGCCGGAGUGGAGUGGCUGCCAGCCGAGGAGCAGGCGCGGCCGCGGCGCCAUAUUGCGGCCCCAAGCGGCCGCGACCGAGUCAUGGCCGAGACCUACGACUUCCUCUUCAAAUUCCUGGUGAUUGGCAGUGCAGGAACUGGCAAAUCAUGUCUCCUUCAUCAGUUCAUUGAGAAUAAGUUCAAACAGGACUCCAACCACACAAUCGGCGUGGAGUUUGGAUCUCGGGUGGUCAACGUGGGUGGGAAGACUGUGAAGCUCCAGAUUUGGGACACAGCUGGCCAGGAGCGGUUUCGGUCGGUGACACGGAGUUACUACCGAGGGGCGGCUGGAGCCCUGCUGGUGUAUGACAUCACCAGCCGGGAGACGUACAACUCACUGGCUGCCUGGCUGACGGACGCCCGCACACUGGCUAGCCCCAACAUCGUGGUCAUCCUCUGUGGCAACAAGAAAGACCUGGACCCUGAGCGUGAGGUCACCUUCCUGGAGGCCUCCCGCUUUGCCCAGGAGAAUGAGCUGAUGUUCCUGGAGACUAGCGCCCUCACGGGUGAGAACGUGGAAGAGGCUUUCCUGAAGUGUGCCCGCACCAUCCUGAACAAGAUCGACUCAGGCGAGCUCGACCCUGAGAGGAUGGGCUCAGGCAUUCAGUACGGGGACGCCUCCCUCCGCCAGCUGCGGCAGCCUCGGAGUGCCCAGGCCGUGGCCCCUCAGCCCUGUGGCUGCUGAGACGUGUGUGCAGAGCCAGCUCACCCGUUCUCCAGGACCAGCCCUGCCCUUCUGGCUGGGGCCCAGACCCAGGCCCUGGGAGGCCGAGCCCCUCACCUGUCCUAGCCCCAGAGAAGCUGCCCCGCCACCUGUCCCCCUUCCCUGGCCUGGUGGGGCCUGGCUGAGGGGCAAGACUGAGCCACGGGGGAAGGGGGAAUCCGUACCUGCUGCUGCUUCCUCUGUCUUGGCUAACCUCUGUCCCCCCGGAACCCCUAACCAUACUCAAAGAGUUCCCAAAGCCUGAGACCAGGGCAUUUGGCCCCAGCUCCCCGCCAUUGCGAGUACGUGUUAUUUAUUGCCUGGAGGCCUGUCCAGUCCCCACUCCACCCCCAUAAAGCAUUGUUUACACCUG